Molecule: messenger RNA, 2332 nt
Organism: Pogonomyrmex barbatus (red harvester ant)
Lineage: Eukaryota; Metazoa; Arthropoda; Insecta; Hymenoptera; Formicidae
Source: RefSeq, a predicted model, not a curated record
GCAGCGGAAAAAGAGGGAGAAUAGGAGGCAAAGUCAAACGGGCAACGAGAGUCUCCUCGCGAAGUUAGUCGCGUGAAUUGCGCUGUGUCAAAGCGCCGUGCGACCUGUACCACACGCUGCAUAAAGCAAACAUCGUAAAAUAAAAAAAAAAGGGAACAAAUAAAAACAAGAGCUUGACGUCGUCGUUCAUUUCGUGUUACGCACGUAUCGAUAUUUCAUCUACGUCACGUCAGUGAUAUUGCAUUCUUAGUGAAUGUGCUUCCGAAGCUGUCGCUUCUCGCUAUCAGUACUAAGGCUACGUCGUUUAUGCAACGCGAAGGUCAAUGAUACUGUUUAAUCUAUUGAUAUCGGACAAACGGACAAACAGACUCGAAAAUCAAGGACAGAACUACGCUACAGAAUGAUAAGAAUUGGCACACGAUUAGAAGAACACAUGUAUGAAUAGUGAACAGACAUUGAGCGAUAAGGAAAACUGACUAGUUUAUCUGCGAAUUGAAUUUACAUAAACGAGUCAUAGUCGGCGAGGAGCCUACUGAUACUUCUCUCUCCCUACUAUGAUAUAAAAUAGCGACGCUUCACGACCUAAUGACAGUUAAAGCUAGAACAGAUACGCGAGCAAACGUUAAGAAGUAAAAAAUACAUGUGCGUUCUCUUAUAUCAAAGAUAGAUGAGAAUACAAGAUUAAUCCUACUGGAACGAUAAAGUGAACUUUUUCCACACAAAAAAUUAGCGUCACAAGAUAUCUACGCGUAAGACGCAUCUACAAUAAGAUUCGAUACUUUACAAACUUAAGAAGAUAUAUUGACGACAUCCAAUCAAAGAGGGUUUGACUUCAGUUUCCAAGAAAUUCGUAGCAAACACGUACAAUGAAAACGCAAUCAUCGCUUGACACGCUUCCCGUUAAAAAUUUGGACACAUUGUUAAUGCAAACGUAUGGGCCUAAUUUUAAAAUACACGACGUAGAAUGGAGGCAUUUAACAGACCCGGGAGAGAACUUCGGUAGCGUAAUAUUGGCUAUCAAAGUCAAUGCCGAACAAAAUGAUAAGAAGAGAACUUUAAGCAUAGUCGUUAAACUACCGCCGAAAUCAGAAUAUUUGCUAGAUUUAUUCGAUAGCCCGCUAACAUUCAAGAAAGAACUGAAAUUUUAUAGCGUGGUAGCACCAGAGUUUUUAAAGUUACAAAACGAAAGCGGUAUCCCACGGGAAGCUUUGAGUGUUAUCACGCCACAAUUUUUCGGCGGCAGAUUAGGUUUACGAGAUCCUCAAUGUUUCGACGAGCAGGCCGCCAUCGUUUUAGAAAAUCUAAAGGAUCACAAUUACAUAACGCAAGACCGCAUUCUAGGUCUAGAUAAGGUGCAUAUGGAUUUUGCAAUCAGUCACUUAGCAAAGCUGCACGCUAUAGCAAUCGGCCUGAAGUUGAAGAAACCUGAAUUUUUCGAAAAGAUGGUGUUACCCAUUCUAAAUUUCUCUAUAAAUCAGGCUGCGCAACAAGGUGUGCUGGAUAUGGUGGGGAAGGCGCACAACGAUUACAAAAAUAUAAAAGAAGCAGAAACUUAUCUGGAUAGAAUUCAGAAAACGAUUGAAUACGGAUUUGCAAACGAACAUGCACCGUCGAAGGAACCUUGGGCGACAUUAGUGCAUCAUGAUUUUUGGGUAAAUAACAUGAUGUUCAAAUACGACGAGUCGGGUAAACCGAUCGAUAUGAAAAUGGUGGACUUCCAAUUGACACUCUACACCUAUGGUGUAAGGGAUCUCAUAUUUUUCCUUAUAUCGAGUUCUCGAAAGGAGGUGCUCGAUAAUCAUCUUGACGAAAUGAUUGAUUUUUAUUAUAACUCUUUCAUCGAGAGCUUAAAAUCGCUAGGUGUAGACAUAACCGCAUUUCCCAAGAGUCAAUUUAUGGAGCAAUUGAAUCAAGUGGCACCUAUCAUGUUUAAUCAGUGCAUCAUGAUGGUGCAAGUAAUUCAAGCAGCACGUGGCUCUGUUACAGAAACUACUGAAACGGCAAAUAAAGGUGUUUUUGCAGGUGGGAUUAAUGAUGUUAAUUACAAACAAAAAAUGCUGCACAUCUUAUCUAUAUUCGAACAAAAGGGAUGGUUCGUGAAUUAAUUAGAUUAGAUUAGCAAAUAUCUAUCCAUAAAUCAAUUAUUUGUAAAGAAAUAAUUUUUUAGUCUAAAAUUUCAAACAAGAUAUUGACAAUCUUGCAAAUAUUUGUUAAGCAUAGGAUCUGUAGAAACUGUAUACUUGUAUAUAAAUAUGUAGCGAACAUUUUCAAACAAGACAAUAUUAAAUCACAAAGCAAUAUUAGGUAAUAUGGACCAAAGCUAAACAGACAA